UCGCGACCGUUAGCUGGGGCGAAUGCGGUGGUACCGAAGAGGAGAAAAAAAAUCUGAACGUACCGGGUGAUGUGAAAAGUCACAAUACCACAUCAAAACCAGGGUUUCCGAUCGGAUGUUUAGACCAGUCGAGUGGAUAUGAAAGUGAACAUUUGUCAAAGGGUGAUGGGCACGUUUGAUUGGUGAUUGAGAGUUGGGCCAGUAAAUACUCGUGGAGCCUUGUCCUCAGUUGAUUGACAGCAGUAUCUCCGGUCCACCUCCCUCUGCGUGGCACUCUCUUCGCCACCUCCGAGUCUCCGAAACAAGAGCGUCACAGAGAGAUCGGACACCCCCACCACACACUUCCCAGCCAGACUCCCCCAGCACAUCGCCUCACCCUCACCUCCCCAAGAGGGAGCGAACAGCAGCCGCCAUGGUGCUGUCACAAAGACAGAGAGAUGAACUAAACCGGGCUAUAGCCGACUAUCUCCGUUCCAAUGGAUACGAGGAGGCCUAUUCCACCUUCAAGAAAGAGGCAGAGUUAGAUAUGAAUGAAGAGGGAGAUAAAAAGUAUGCGGGGCUGUUGGAAAAGAAGUGGACCUCAGUCAUCAGAUUACAGAAGAAGGUGAUGGAGUUGGAGUCAAAGUUGAAUGAGGCGAAGGAGGAGAUGACACAUGGAGGACCUGUGGGUCAAAAGAGAGACCCCAAGGAGUGGAUCCCCCGUCCCCCGGAGCGAUACGCCUUGAGUGGGCACCGCGCUCCGGUCACUCGUGUCAUAUUCCACCCCGUCUUCUCCGUCAUGGUCACUGCCUCCGAGGACGCUACCAUUAAGGUGUGGGACUACGAGGCAGGGGACUUUGAGCGAACCCUAAAGGGCCACACAGACUCCGUGCAGGACAUCUCCUUUGACCAGACAGGAAAACUGCUGGCUUCAUGUUCAGCUGACAUGAGCAUCAAACUUUGGGACUUCCAGGGGUUUGAGUGCAUCCGAACAAUGCAUGGUCACGAUCACAACGUGUCGUCUGUAGCCAUCAUGCCAAAUGGGGACCACAUAGUGUCUGCCUCCAGAGACAAAACCAUCAAGAUGUGGGAAGUGGCCACUGGGUACUGUGUGAAGACAUUUACAGGCCACAGGGAGUGGGUGAGGAUGGUGCGCCCCAACCAGGAUGGAUCGUUGAUCGCCAGCUGCUCCAACGACCAGACGGUGCGUGUCUGGGUGACCGCCUCCAAGGAGUGUAAAGCUGAGUUGCGGGAGCAUGAACACGUGGUAGAGUGUAUCGCCUGGGCCCCUGACAGUGCUCACCCCACCAUCCUGGAGGCCACAGGCUCCGAGAGCAAGAAGAGUGGAAAACCUGGCCCCUUCCUUCUCUCUGGAUCCAGAGAUAAAACAAUUAAGAUGUGGGAUGUCAGCAUUGGCAUCUGCCUUAUGACUCUGGUGGGACAUGACAACUGGGUGCGUGGGAUAUUGGUUCAUCCUGGAGGACGAUUCAUAGUGAGCUGUGCUGACGACAAAACCAUUAGGAUCUGGGACUACAAGAACAAACGCUGCAUGAAGACCCUGUGUGCCCAUGAACACUUUGUUACCUCACUGGAUUUCCACAAGACUGCUCCCUAUGUGGUGACGGGCAGUGUCGAUCAGACAGUCAAAGUCUGGGAGUGCCGCUGAGACUGCCUCCAUCUCUUGCCCUGUCCUGCACCCCCACCCACCCUCCAACUCCAAAAGCAGCCCUAAAGCCCAACCCUACCCCACCCAUGUCCUGCACCUCAGCCCAAUUCCUUCUGUUCUGACACCCAGCCCUUCACCUCUCGCACUCCAAACCAUAGUUGACCAUGCCCCCCCCCCAUCAGUCCAGUCCUAUUAAGAUGACUAUUGUCCUUUUUAUGUAAAUUAUUCUGGAUGUAGGGUACGCUUAAUAAAUGUCACGCAAUCUCUGACACAUAAACACACUCAAAAGAUAAGAAGUAUUCCUUGCAUGGUGAAUCAAAAAAAAAUUGUAUACUGUUAAAUUUGCCGAAUUUGCAUACUGUUGUCAUGACUUCCUGUGGGGUCAAAGGAUAAAUAUCCUUGUGUGCUGGCAGGUGGAUUCUGGUUAACGGACUGACUGCACCCCUUGCUGGAGGGGUUUAGGCUUUGUUUUGUUUUACUCCAUGCCUCUAUUCUUGUGGUCUGUCACUGUGUGGAUGGUGAUAAAGAAAAGUGUGAGGAAAGUAAGCAUACAAGAAAGAGAAUGAAUGGAAGCUGUCCAGGAGAAGAUAAGUUGAAGAAAGAAAUUAAGCAGGCUGCAGCUAUCUAGUCGAAUCGCACAAGGUUCUGCGGGCGAGUGCACGUGUACAUGUGUGUAUACAUAGUGUGUGUGUGUGUUUGUAUAUUAUGACAGGAGAAUCUCUCUGCCGUCUCUGCUCUGAUGGAGAGAGAGGAGGCAAAGCUUCUCACCCACUGUGUUUAUUCAUACUACUUCAUUUCUUUUAGCAAACUUGCUUUCUAGUAGACACUCACAGGACCUUAACGAUCCCUAAGCUGCUGAGGAGCACAGGCACACACCCCAUAGCAAAAAGUGUGUUUUACAGAGGAAAAAGUCAGCUCACCUUUUUAUGAGGUUUGUGUGUGUGUGUAUGUCAGCCCAGAGAAUCGCCCGGUGCCCUCUUGCUCACUAUCUCUGCCUUGUUAACCCAUUGAGGGCUCCCUCACACGGGAUUUUCAUUCUGCUUUCUGUGGUCUCACUGCUCUCUUUACACACACAUGCACACACACUCACAAAUGCACAUACACGCACAGUAAGAAUUGUGUAUCAAUAUAUCUGGAUGUCAUUGUUUGCAACAUAAUGAAAUAAAAUUCUGUAAAUAUAAGUUA
This is a messenger RNA of Micropterus salmoides (largemouth bass), 2830 nucleotides long. Its product is annotated as lissencephaly-1 homolog B. The record is from RefSeq and is a predicted model, not a curated record. The transcript has 11 exons. The coding region runs from base 413 to 1645 and encodes 410 amino acids. Lineage: Eukaryota; Metazoa; Chordata; Actinopteri; Centrarchiformes; Centrarchidae. Gene Ontology annotation, molecular function: protein binding.